Molecule: messenger RNA, 3310 nt
Organism: Drosophila innubila
Lineage: Eukaryota; Metazoa; Arthropoda; Insecta; Diptera; Drosophilidae
Product: myogenesis-regulating glycosidase
Exons: 6
Coding region: 284-2845 (853 amino acids)
Biological process (GO): carbohydrate metabolic process
Molecular function (GO): hydrolase activity, hydrolyzing O-glycosyl compounds
Source: RefSeq, a predicted model, not a curated record
AAAGCCGUCGCUUUUGGCAGCGCAGGUGCUUAACGGAGAGCACGAUAAUACGCUAGAGUUGCCCUAUGUGGAUGACCAAGACGAGGAUGAGGCUGAGAAUGAGGAUGAGGAACAGUUGCAGCUGCUCAAGUCCGAUCCAGAGGCGCGGCUAACACGUAAGCCAUCGCUGGGGCAGCGACGCAACGUGGACUUGCCACAUCUGCUUGUGAUCAAUGAACUGCCAACUGAGUCGGAGAUCGUAUCGCUGGAUUCAACAACCUCAACUCCUACAACACCUCCGCCAAUGUCAAUGGCCGGCGAACGGAAUCGGGAACACUUUGGUCCCGGACUGCGGCGUAAUUCCAUCUCGCUGCCAUCGGGUAUCAAUUCGCUCGACUUGGAGGCACUGCGUCUGCGGCAUCAGAUGCAGGCACAGGAGGCGCUGCAUGAGGAGAGUCAAACGGAAAGUAUUGUCGAUGAUAUCUCGGCCUCGAGUGUUGGCACGCCCACAGCGGUUACAGUGAUUCCGGAUACAGUCAAUACUAAUGGCGAAGAUAAUGGCAAGGAUGACGAUGACAGCAGUGAUGAGUUCGGCAAUGCCAAGAAGCCUGUCUAUCGCGAUCGCUUUCGCAGCCGAAGACGCGCCUCCAUCGCCCCUCUGCCCGCCCUGAGGCUCAACAGCAAGGAGAUGUUGGCCAGCGACUUUGACACCCACAGCGUGGCAAGCAACCAGGCCUCAAUAACGAGUGUUAACUCCUUGGCCAGCUUGCUGCGCGAGAAGAUGCAGGCCUUUCCACAGAUGAUACGCAAGAAGAAGCGCGAGACUAAAGACUACAAAAUAAAGAUUUUUGUGAUCAUGAUGUUCUUCAUCAUCAUCUUUCUGAUCGGCUACGCGUACAUUGCUUACCAUCAGCAGGUGCUGACAAAGAGCUAUUUCCAAAAGAUCAAGUUCAACUCGAAGGAUCGCAUCUUUCGUAUACUGAGCCACGACGAUAAGGAGGUGAUCCAUGGUCAUUUGGGUGUCACACUGGGCAGCGAUUCGGCGCCAUUUCACUGCCUCGAGGAUCAUCGUCGCAACGAUGGAAGCGUGUGCAUCGAAUGGAAUGGAAUCGCCCGUCUUCAUAUGAACUUUGAGGAUAAAAAGGUCUUUCGAUGUUAUACGCUGCAGUGGCAAGCGCUGACACCCGGACUGUUGCCCACGGAUUGCUACGAGCUGAAGCGGGACAAUGGACUGUGGUUUGGUGGUGGCAUUACCAAGGGACAGGAGUGGUCACUCAGCUAUGCCAACUUUGAUUUCAUGCCCUAUGCCAGCGGUGAUAACAAGGUCCAUCAGUUUGGCAAUGCCGUCAAGCGGUAUUUCAUCAAUUCCAUUGGCGUGGCCAUGCAGGUCAGCGAGCGUACGCCUCUCCAGCUGGGCAUCAACCGCACCGAGAAUCAAUUCUGCCUGCGAGCGGCCAACGAUGACUUCACCUUUGUGAAUCGCCUGACGCCGCUGCCACAGCUGGACUAUAAGAUCUGUACGACGGAGGAUAUGCGGAGUCUGCAUAUGCUGAUGACACAGCAGAGCCUGUGGGAUGGCCUCACCGAGCAGGACAUUGGUGAGCUGCACUCGCUGCUGGAGGAGCCGGUGUGGCAGAUGCCCAACCAGGAGAAUCGCGACUCUCUCAACGAAUCGAUCAUCUGUGAUUACUCGGAGAAUGCAAUUGCCAUGGGACUGGGACACAUUGUGAUCAAUGAGUUCUGGCAGGAGAAUAUCGGUGAUUUCACCGUUGAUCGUGCACGCUUUCCCACUCUCCGGGACACCAUCGAUGUGCUGCACAGACGUGGCUUUAAGGUCGUCUUCACCAUUCAGCCCUUCAUCAGUACGGAUAGCAUCAACUUUAAGGAUGCGGUUGCCCGCAAGCUGCUCAUCUAUGAGCGUUACUCGGAGCGCAGCAUUCCGGCACUGACCCGAUAUAAGAGUAGCUCCAGUGCCGGUGUGUUGGACAUUACCAACAAUGCAUCUGUGCCCUGGUUGAUUGAGAAGCUGCAGCGGCUAAAGGAUGAGUAUGGCGUCAAGAGUUUCUAUCUGGAUCUCGGUACCGGCUACAAUCUGCCGCAUUAUUAUCAAUGCCGCAAGCCACUGGACAAUCCGGACAUGUAUGCCCGCAUGCUGACCAGCAGCCUCGAGAGCGUCGGUCUCAUGGCCGUAUCCACGGCCAGUGUGGUGCCCAAGCCACCGACAUUCCUCAGCACACCGCCGGCAAAUGGCACCUGGGAGGGAUUACGGGAUACAUUGGCCGCAGUGCUCAACUAUGGCGUCAUUGGAUAUCCAUUUGUGCUGCCCGGUGCCAUUGGUGGCGACUAUCUGCUCCAGCGUCCGCUCACCAAAAUGAUAUCGUUCUACUCGCUGGGACAGCCACCGCUUCCAGAUCCCGAGCUGUUCAUCCGUUGGCUUCAGCUCGCCACGUUUCUGCCCGCCAUGCAGUUCAGCCAUUUGCCGGAUGAAUAUCACAGCGAACUGGUCACCCGUGUUGCCCAGGAGCUGAAGGAGGUGCGUCAGACGGUGGUCAUAGCACUGCUCAAGAAAUAUCUCAGUCCAUCCAUGAACGAGGGAUUGCCACUGGUGCGUCCACUCUGGAUGCUCGAUCCACAUGAUCCCGCCUGUCUCAUAGUCAGCGAUGAGUUCUCCGUUGGCGAGGAGCUAAUUGUGGCGCCCAUUCUCGAUGCGGGUCGCGAGGAACGCGAAGUUUACCUGCCGCAGGGUGUGUGGAAGGAUGGCAUCGAUGGAUCCUUGCGCAAGGGCAGCCGCUGGAUGCAUGCAUAUCGUGUGCCCAAGGAUAAAAUCGCCUACUUCCGCAAAAUGCCGGACAACACGCGAUUCUAAUUGAUCUAGUUUCACAUUCAAAACUAGCUCACACUCAUAAGGCCAUCAUAUAACUGUGUAUUACUAUUAUUAUUAUUAUUCACUUACUAUAUUUUCAAAAAAAACAUACAAUACACUUUCGAUCAUAGAUAAUACUACUAUACGUACAUCAUUCAAACAUAAGAAUGCCUAAUAUCUAGGCUUACAUUCUACAAUUUAUUUUUUCUUUUCUCAUUAAUUAAUCCUAUAUUAACUUUUUUCUAUAUAUAUAAAUAUUUCUUUUUUUUUGUAUUAAAUUAAGUACAAUUUGUUAUGCCCUGCAUGCAUUAGGAUCGAAUUAUAUAUAUAUAAAGUGUAUAUUGGUAGGCACGAUACGCUGAAACUGUUCCCAAAGUUACUUAUCUAGAAUAUUUAGCUUGCGAAAACUAAAAAGAAAUACAUUAAUUGUUGAUUAUAAACAUAAUAAAAAGUAUAUAAAUUUUUUAA